This is a messenger RNA of Acytostelium subglobosum LB1, 1986 nucleotides long. RefSeq lists its product as hypothetical. The transcript is spliced from 8 exons. Gene Ontology annotation, biological process: monoatomic anion transport; transmembrane transport. Gene Ontology annotation, cellular component: plasma membrane. Gene Ontology annotation, molecular function: mechanosensitive monoatomic ion channel activity. The record is from RefSeq and is a predicted model, not a curated record. The coding region runs from base 1 to 1986 and encodes 661 amino acids. NCBI's taxonomy places the organism in Eukaryota, Evosea, Eumycetozoa, Acytosteliales, Acytosteliaceae.
AUGGUAUUUGGAAAGAAGAAGACUGUCGAUCAUGAUGAUGAUGACAAUACUCUAGAACUACAAAUUGGUACAGGUAGUUCAGCGUCAUCAGGUGGCCAACAACAACAAACUUUAUCACCAAGUCAGUCAAGAGAUGAUAAGGCAGUUGAACAAGAGUCAAUAUCAAAGAUUAUCAAUAGGGAUAAUAAUCUGACAAAGUCGGCAUCGGACCUCGUCAGUUCAAAGUUGACCAAUGAUAAUAAUAAUAAUAACAAUAAUAAUAAUAUCAAACAAAGAUAUCAAUCACCUUUGGCAAAAGCACAGGAAUUACCUGUACAAGUUGUCAUCCUGAACGAUCAGGAGUCAUCUGUGGACAACAUGGGCGACCCACCUCCCAGCGACGACGAUGAUGAAGAUGACACCAACAAAGAAAAGAAGAAGAGAAAGAAGUUCAAGAACCUCAUUUGUAGUUAUAAUGCAAGAGUCAUCAUGAUACUUGCAGUCCUAUUGAUCAUCACAGGUAUCAGCGUCGUAUGUUAUAUCUUUUGGAAAGAUACCAUUGGCAUACUUAAUCGACCAUUGUUGUGGUGGGCAUUGUACUUGGACGUGUUUAUUAUGACUUAUCUGGUGGCAUCAUGGAUCGUUGGUGGCAUAUUCUCAUUGUUCCAGACCACAUUGUAUCUACAACAACAUAUCUACUACUAUAUACAUGCACUGGUAUUCCCACUCAGCGUUAUAAUCUGGGGCACUGUACUAUUGUUUGUGACCAAGCCAAUGUUGGUGCCACCUGCAUGGACCUACGACGACUUUGAAAAGUACUUCACGACGUUGAAGGCAUUCAUAUUCGUGGCAUUGUUCUAUUGUGGUCGCAUUGCAUUCGUCAAGAUUCUGGCGGCCAAGACCAACAGGAAGGCAUUCUACAGUCUGCUCAAGACAUCAUUGUUGAAUGAAGAGUUGCUGGAGCAGCUGUCAACACGCAAGGGAUCAUUACUGAGUCAAUCAGUGUCUGCCAGUCUCAAGAAGAAGAAAAAGUUGGGCGUGUCACAAUGGAUGGAGAUCUUGAAGAACAGGAACAACCUUAGUGGCAAGCUCCAUUCACGAGCCAGCGACUUCUCACCCAAGGACGCCAAGAAGCUUGCUAAACAGAUCUUAAAGAAUGCUGCGAGGGGCAAGGACUAUCUUGUCAAAGAUGAUCUGAGAGCCUAUGUCAAAGAGAAGCAUCUGGAGAAGACUUACAAUACAUUUGGAUCAUUACUAGAGGAUAGGAUUACCCGAGAUGAUAUAGUCGCAUGGGUACUCAGAGUUGUAAGAUCAAGAAAGACAUUGGAGAAUAGACUAAGAGAUCAUGAUGAUUCAUUGUUGGUACCGAUCAGCACGACAAUACUAGCAUUAUCAUUCGCAUUUGGACAAACACUAAGGAAUAUCUUUGAAUCUCUAAUCCUUAUAUUCUUUGUUCGACCAUUUGAAGUUGGAGAUAAGAUUGCAAUCAAUGAGGAGGUCCUGUUUGUCGAGAGAAUAGGAAUCCUGUUCACAUCUUUUAAGAGUACUGAUGGAAAGGCAGUUUAUGUUCCAAACUCAAACAUGUUGACUGCCAGGAAGAUUGAGAACCAUCAGCGUUCAGAGGAUUGUUGGAUUGGAAUUGAUCUGUUGAUCAACUUCACUACACCAGUCGAGAAACUCUACAUCUUAGAGGCCAAGAUUGACAAAUGGAUCAAGGCACAGCCAGAGAAGUGGAGGAAUGAUCUAUCCCUGACCUUUGUAUCCAUUCAGGGAACAACACAUAUCACAGUACGAUUUGGAGCAUCAAUUAUAUCAUCAUGGCAAGAUGCAAAGAGAUGGAGACCCAUCAAGAAUGAGUUCUACUUUAAGAUGAAGGAAUGGGUCACUGAUCUUGGCUUUGAGACAUAUCCCGCCAAGCAAACGGUCCAACUUCUCAACUACCCAUCAUCACGAGGUAUCACCGAGAACAUACCAAUCGAUCAGCAUGCCACUCCAUUCCAGAGAUAA